GUACAGGUACCAAAAUGAUACUUUGUUUUCCAUUCUGGUAAAGGAACAGAAUUCCUGACCGGCCACGGUGACGAAGAGCGUCCUAGAACAAUCUAGAAUUUCCCGUCGUCGUUGCCCUAGUGCAGCUAUAAAUAACUGCACUGCAGGAACCCGAUCGUCAAUUCAGUACUACUCCGCUCUUCAAAUUUUUGUUCACGAUCUGUGAAAAUUUCCGGUGAUUCUUGGGAUUUGCAUCGCCACAACAAUGGCCGCGGAAGCAGAGACGUUCGCCUUCCAGGCGGAAAUCAACCAGCUGCUCAGUCUGAUCAUCAAUACCUUCUACAGCAACAAGGAGAUCUUCCUCCGCGAGCUUAUCAGCAACUCCUCCGACGCUUUGGAUAAGAUUAGGUUCGAGAGCUUGACGGACAAGUCCAAGCUCGAUGGACAGCCGGAGUUCUUCAUCCGCAUUAUCCCGGAUAAGGCCAGCAAUACCCUGACCAUCGUCGACAGUGGCGUCGGCAUGACUAAGGCUGAUUUGGUGAACAAUUUGGGUACGAUUGCGAGGUCUGGAACCAAGGAGUUCAUGGAAGCAUUGCAGGCUGGAGCUGAUGUUAGCAUGAUUGGACAGUUCGGUGUCGGUUUCUACUCGGCUUACCUUGUUGCCGAGAAGGUUAUUGUGACCACGAAGCACAAUGAUGAUGAGCAGUACAUCUGGGAGUCUCAGGCCGGUGGUUCUUUCUCCGUGACCAGAGAUGUUGAUGGUGAGCAGCUCGGCAGGGGAACCAAAAUGGUUCUCCAUCUGAAGGAAGACCAGCUUGAAUACCUCGAGGAGAGGAGGAUCAAGGAUCUAGUGAAGAAGCACUCCGAGUUCAUCAGCUACCCAAUCUACCUCUGGACCGAGAAGACAACUGAGAAGGAGAUCAGCGAUGAUGAAGAUGAAGAUGAGCCCAAGAAGGAAGAAGAAGGUGCAGUCGAGGAAGUUGAUGAGGAGAAGGAAACUGAAUCCAAGAAGAAGAAGAAAAUCAAGGAGGUCUCUCAUGAGUGGGAGCUCAUCAACAAGCAGAAACCCAUCUGGCUGAGGAAGCCUGAGGAGAUCACCAAGGAAGAGUAUGCCUCGUUCUACAAGAGCAUCACCAACGACUGGGAGGACCAUCUUGCCGUGAAGCACUUCUCUGUUGAGGGCCAGCUUGAGUUCAAAGCCAUCCUCUUUGUCCCCAAGCGUGCCCCAUUCGACCUCUUUGACACCCGCAAGAAGGCCAACAACAUCAAGCUCUAUGUCAGGCGUGUUUUCAUUAUGGACAACUGCGAGGAGCUCAUCCCUGAGUUCCUUGGCUUUGUCAAGGGUGUGGUUGACUCUGACGAUCUCCCACUCAACAUCUCCCGUGAAAUGCUCCAGCAGAACAAGAUCCUGAAGGUCAUCAGGAAGAACCUGGUUAAGAAGUGCAUUGAGAUGUUCAAUGAGAUCGCUGAGAACAAGGAGGACUACAACAAGUUCUACGAGGCCUUCUCCAAGAACUUGAAGCUUGGCAUCCAUGAGGACUCCCAGAACAGAGCUAAGUUGGCUGACUUGCUGAGAUACCACUCCACCAAGAGCGGUGAAGAGUUGACCAGCUUGAAGGACUAUGUCACCCGCAUGAAGGAGGGGCAGAAAGAUAUCUUCUACAUAACAGGAGAGAGCAAGAAGGCAGUGGAGAACUCUCCCUUCCUCGAGCGCCUCAAGAAGAGAGGGUACGAAGUCCUCUUCAUGGUUGAUGCAAUUGACGAGUAUGCUGUUGGUCAGCUCAAGGAGUACGACGGGAAGAAGCUGGUCUCCGCCACCAAGGAAGGGCUCAACCUGGACGAUGAGACUGAGGAAGAGAAGCAGAAGAAGGAAGAGAAGAAGCAAUCCUUCCAGGAGCUCUGCAAGACCAUCAAGGACAUCCUCGGCGACAAGGUCGAGAAGGUGAUUGUCUCAGACCGCAUCGUCGACUCCCCUUGCUGUCUCGUCACUGGAGAAUACGGGUGGUCUGCCAACAUGGAGAGGAUCAUGAAGGCACAGGCUUUGAGGGACAGCAGCAUGGGAUCCUACAUGUCGAGCAAGAAGACUAUGGAGAUCAACCCGGACAAUGGCAUCAUGGAGGAGCUGAGGAAGAGGGCCGAGACCGACAAGAACGACAAGUCCGUCAAGGAUCUUGUCCUGCUCCUGUUCGACACCGCCCUGCUUAACUCCGGCUUCAGCCUCGAGGACCCCAACACUUUUGCCAGCAGGAUUCACAGGAUGCUGAAGCUGGGUCUCAGCAUUGACGAGGACGAAGCUGCCGAUUCUGAGAUGCCGCCGUUGGAAGAUGAUGCCAACGAGGAGAGCAAGAUGGAGGAGGUCGACUAAGGCGUUUGUGUUUCGAUGGAGAGCUAUGAACGACAUUGGUAGUAGUUAGUUUUCUGCAAUCUUGUUGCCGGUUCUAGUUGUAGGCUUGUCUGGUUUCCAUUUGGUACUACUUUCUGUUUAGCUUUUGGAAUUUGGAUUUUGACUUUUGAGGAGAGGCUGAUGGGUUGAGAUCUUUACGUCUCACCUGGUUUUGGGAUAGUUUGAUCAGCUGUGUUAUUAGUCUUCUCUCGAGGAAUCGGAUGCUAUGAUAUUAUAUAUAUAUGGGGUAUAAUUAUUUUUGUUUCUGCCUUUAUAUUCUUUGAUCGUGUUUCCUUAUCCAAACAAAUAUAAUCGAGCUCUGUUGUAACAGAAAAUACACAACCAUCCUGAUUUCCCACUCGAGUCUUGAUAUCAUAUAUUACAGGAUUUCUUGGACAAGAAGUUACGUACCACGUUCACUCUGCUAACUAACAAGUAACAGGGUCUUAGUCUAAUUUACCUCUAGGUCUCUACGUACAGCUACGUAACAAAAGGGAGAUAACAUCUGAAACACCUCAACAUAGAGUUGAGGUGUUACAAACAUGUUUGUAGUUAAUGAUGGAAUUGUGUCGUUUGUAAUUAUAGCAACAAAAGUCAUAUGACGAGCUAAUUCGAAAUGCUCGAUUGAUCAAGAAGAACGUCGACUCAUCAAACCUCGCUCAUAUAGGUUUAGCAUCUUCUUAUUUAGAGCUUCACUAUCGAGUGUUACUCCGUGGGUUCCUUCGUCUGCCAAAAAUUGACCCGGAAUAAACCCACCCAAAUUGGGGUUUAAUGGACUUAAUCAUUGUUGAAGAAUAGCCUCAACCCAAAUCCGUGAUAUGUAGCCUUCAAAAUCCAAAGAAAAUGUCCUUUCGUCGCAAAAAAAAUUACGAAAAUGCCAUCCGAAAAUAAAUUGGCUCAAACCGGUGCUUAAUGGACUUAUCAUCCGUGGAGAAUAGGAUCAAUAGACUUCAUUAUCGGUGGAGACUUCAUUUCGAAAAAAUCGAUCGAAAUCUGUGUGGUUCCCCUUUGGAUCUUCCAAAAAUUGACCCGGAAUAAAUCCGCCGAAAUCGGUGCUUAAUGGACUCAAUCAUCGUUGGAGAAUAGCCUCAGGCCGAAUCCGUGAUCCGUAGCCUUCAAUAUCCAAAGAAAAUGGCCGUUCGUCGCUCAAGAAAUUACGAAAAUGCCAUCCGAAAAUAAAUUGGUCCAAAUUGAUGCUUAACGGACUUAUCAUCCGCUGAGAUUGGGAUUAAUAGACUUAAUUAUCGGUGGAGAAUAGCCUCGGCCUGAUUCUGGGAUCUGUAGCCUCCAGAAUCGAAAGAAAAUGGCAUUUCGGAUAAAUCGCCAAAAAUCUGUGAUGGUACCCCUUUGGAAUCUGCCAAAAAUUGAUCCAGAAUAAAUCCUCCCAAAUCGGUACUUAAUGGACUCAAUCAUCGUAGGAGAAUAGCCUCAGGCCGAAUCCGUGAUCUGUAGCCUUCAAUAUCCAAAGAAAAUGGCCUUUCGUUGCCCAAAAAAUUACGAAAAUGCCAUCCGAAAAUAAAUUGGCCCAAAUUGAUGCUUAACGGACUUAUCAUCCGUGGAGAAUAGGAUCAAUAGACUUCAGUAUCGGUGGAGAAUAGCCCCGGCCGGAUUCCGUGAUCUGUAGCCUCCAGAAUCGAAAGAAAAUGGCAUUUUGGAUAAAUCGCCCGAUAUCUGUGAUGGUAAUCCUUUGGAAUCUGCCAAAAAUUGACCCGGAAUAAAUCCGCCCAAAUCGGUGCAUAAUGGACUCAAUCAUCGUUGGAGAAUAGCCUCAGGCCGAAUCCGUGAUCUGUAGCCUUCAGUAUCCAAAGAAAAUGGCCUUUUGUCGCCCAAGAAAUUACGAAAAUGCCUUCCGAAUAAAUUGGCCCAAAUCUA
Linum trigynum is the source of this 4234-nucleotide messenger RNA. The record is from the annotation of a GenBank genome assembly. NCBI's taxonomy places the organism in Eukaryota, Viridiplantae, Streptophyta, Magnoliopsida, Malpighiales, Linaceae.